CCCAUUUUCCCUCUCUUUCUCGAGAACCAAACACAAAUCUCCCCCUUCUUCUUUAAACCCUAUCUUUCUCUCUUCUUCUCUCUAUCGCUUCGCUUCCAUUUCUCUCCGCCACACAUUCUCAAUCCCUUUCCCUAUCCCUCACCUUCAUUCCAUUCUCUUCCCUUAACCCUUCUCCCCCAUUUCCCAUUUCCCUUUCUCCUUCAUGAAUCCCCUGUUUCCCUAACCUCCUUCUCUCUGUUUUUGUUCCUCUUUCCUCCACAACCAUGGCUAUUCCUUAUUUCCCCAAAUUUAUGGGGUCUGAUAAUUCCUCCAUCCCUCUUCUCCCUCCUUCUUCCCUCCCUCUCUCUCCCCCCAUUUUCACACAAGACGAUUUCAAGAAGGCCGCCGCUUACAAGGCUGUCGAAUUCGUUCACUCCGGUAUGGUUCUCGGUCUCGGAACCGGCUCCACUGCCAAACACGCCGUCGACCGUAUCGCUGAACUUCUCCGUCUAGGCAAGCUUAAGGACAUCGUUGGAAUACCCACUUCCAAAAAAACCCACGACCAAGCCGUUUCGUUGGGUAUCCCUUUGUCCGAUCUUGAUUCGCACCCUGUCAUCGAUCUCGCUAUCGAUGGCGCCGAUGAGGUCGAUCCUCAUCUCAAUUUAGUGAAGGGUAGAGGCGGUUCUCUUCUCCGUGAGAAGAUGGUUGAAUGUGUUUGUAAAAAGUUCAUUGUCAUUGUUGAUGAAUCUAAGCUUGUGGAGUUCAUUGGCGCUAGUGGCCUUGCUAUGCCUGUUGAGGUUGUGCCCUAUUGCUGGAAAUUCACUGCCUUUCGUCUUCAGAACCUUUUCGAAGACUCCGGUUGCAUCGCGAAGCUUCGGACAGUAGGUGGAGAAGAUGGGGAGGAGCCUUAUGUCACGGAUAAUGAGAAUUACAUAGUGGAUUUGUAUUUCAAGAAAGAUAUUGGCGAUUUGAAGGUCGCCAGUGAUAGAAUCUUACGGCUAGCCGGAGUUGUUGAACACGGUAUGUUUCUUGAUAUGGCUACGACAGUUAUUAUUGCAGGAGAGUCAGGGAUGACAAUAAAGAAUAAGGAAAUAGAGCAAUAACCCACUAAUGGGAUGAGCGUAGAUUCAAUCUAGAUGUUAUAAAAUUUUGAUUCUGGAGAAGUUUAGAGAUGAAGAAGAAGGAGUUUGGUUUCAUAGAAUCGAACCCUUUGAUUAUAUAAACACGAAAAAGAAAGUGAGAAUCAAAGAGGGUUACUGUGGUUGUGAUUGUGACUGUCUUUGAUUUUACAAUAUGUUUAGUUUAGAUAGUUAGUUUGUGGUGGGUUAUUUAAUAUAGAAAGGAUGAGGGGCAGUCCAAUUCAAUCCAAUGUUUGAAGAUUGUCAUGUCAUAUUAGAUUUCAAAUAGUAAUAACUAAUAACUUAUAAAAAUCAGCCCCAUUAUUCUUUGCA
Molecule: messenger RNA, 1430 nt
Organism: Cucumis sativus (cucumber)
Lineage: Eukaryota; Viridiplantae; Streptophyta; Magnoliopsida; Cucurbitales; Cucurbitaceae
Product: probable ribose-5-phosphate isomerase 1
Exons: 1
Coding region: 264-1082 (272 amino acids)
Biological process (GO): pentose-phosphate shunt, non-oxidative branch
Molecular function (GO): ribose-5-phosphate isomerase activity
Source: RefSeq, a predicted model, not a curated record